Messenger RNA from Toxotes jaculatrix (banded archerfish), 4772 nucleotides. It is a transcript of the gene asb13b, whose product is annotated as ankyrin repeat and SOCS box containing 13b. Gene Ontology annotation, biological process: positive regulation of protein catabolic process; protein ubiquitination; intracellular signal transduction. NCBI's taxonomy places the organism in Eukaryota, Metazoa, Chordata, Actinopteri, Toxotidae. The record is from RefSeq and is a predicted model, not a curated record. The transcript has 6 exons. Gene Ontology annotation, molecular function: protein binding. Bases 2660 to 3529 code for a protein of 289 amino acids.
GAAGCGGAAGUUGGGAUCAGUGGUUACACACAUUUCGCCCUUAUACCGUACAAUGCCCUUUCUCAAAAAGAACCACAGAAUCUGUACAGUUUCGCCAACACUCACAUAGAGAUCACUUUGAUCCAAGUUUUUAUUUGUAUUUGUGUGAAUACAUCAGUGUUUCUGAGGUGAUAUGGAGUGAUCAUUCGGCCAAUGUCAUUUAUACGUUUUAACAAAAUAAUUAAAAUUCUCACAAACCUGGUAUGAGGUCAGUGACAAUUUACAGCUCUAUUACACAAUAUUUUUCAUAUUGACACUUUAUCAAGUGUAUGGUUACAAGUGCCCUGUGACCCUAACAGAUCAAGCAUAAUAGAAAUAUAGUAUAGAAAAUGGAUGGAUGGAUGGUUACAAGUGCCAAAGCAGCUGAGAACCCCUAACUAUCCAGCUCUAAGCAGCUUUACACAAAUUCUAUCCCAUGGUUUAGUUCCCCGGUCCCAAACCUGGCUAAUUGUUAGCCAAUGUUAGCUAAUUGUUAACAGUUGAGUCUCUUGGCUCUCACUGCCAACUUAUGCAAUCCAUGGCCACACCCUAAAGUGUACGCUCAAUAGUUAACUCAAUAGUGAGCAGUAAAUCCAGAUCUCGGACACUUAUAAUCAUUUUGCUUCAUCACUGACAGUUGUUGUUGCACAACAGUAAUUUUCAUCUUUAUAAAAUGCGAGUAGCGGUAAUACACAUCUUACGGCUACUCAUCUUAACCUGCUGUGAAAAGGCUGACGCCCUGCUGUUUCCGGGCAACACAACUGCCUCGGGACAGAAUCAAAGCUUAGAUCAAACAUGAUUAAUAUUUGCCAUAGACACACUAUGUGGGAGUGGCUUAGAGUCUUAUCUAUAUAUUUUUCAUCUAGUAAGCAACCACAAUGAAAUACGCACCAGUGAGUAAAUACAGGUAAAUGUUCAGGUGCGGGUGGUACCACCACAGGCAGGGGUAGACACACACAUAAACAGGUUCAGUGAAGGACCUUUAAUGAAUAAACUGUAUAAAAACAGUCUUACUGACAGGUGAACAGACUAGCAGGCAGACAGGUACAGAAAACAGAUUACUACAAGCAGGUAGCAGGCACACGCAUAUACAAGCAGACAGUCUGACAACCGACAGGGAAAAGGGCUAGUAGAAGUACUGAUAAUUAGAAACCAGGAACAGUUUGAGAGAAACUGGGAGUGGCCAGGGAAGCUCAGGUGACUGAGAAAAAGAAAAACAGGUGAGCAAGUGGAUACUGAGACAGGAAGAAAGUCCAGGGACAUUUGGUAGGUGGGCUGAGUGUGUCAGGUGACUGUACUAGAGGGAAACAAGAGGGGAGAGCAAGUCCACAGGAGGGAAUAAGAAAGCCCAGGGACAGGUUGUAAUAGUAUUGUUGUUUGUGCAUGACAUGCAAUUUUUGAAACUGCUUGUCAAAUUAGCAGGAAGCACAAUGAUGUGCUGAAUUCUGAUAUUCACUGGUGGAUGCACAGGGGUUACAACAACAUUUAUACCAGAUACCACCUAAAAUAUGUCACAGGCCAUCACUGUUUCAGCAUUUUCAAACACUUCAUAGAUAAAAAAAAAAAGCAAGAAAAAAAGAAAUCAUAUUGGUUCCUGAUGCCCAUGUAAGAGCAGAACCAACUAUUCAAAAUUUUACUAAUGAAUGGAUUUAAAUAUUCACAUGGGUUAUGGUAUAGACUCUGGAUACAACAAAGUCUGGCUGGAAAGUUAAACUUUGAAUUCUAUACUUUAUUGGUUGCCUGGUAUGUAUAUCUAACACAAGCAAAUAUAAGCAGAAUUUUUAUGUUGCAAGGAAGCUAAAACAACAGGAACUGACGAUGCAGAAAAACUGCCUCUUCAAACUGCAGAACCUGAGCAAAUCUGUAGGUCACAACCAUGGGUGUAUUAUAGGAACUCUACAAUAUAUAUUAUAGGAACUCUAUAAUAUAUAAUGAACAAACAAAUAAAUAAAGAGUUGUCUUGAUACAGUCAUGGUUACAACAUAUUGUAACCAUGACAGCGAGUGCCAUAAGAGCUUAAGUUAGCCAUGUUAACUUUUAAUUACAAAACAAACAAAAAAAACAUUCAUGCCUGUGUACUGAUAAACAUCACUGACUAUGCAAUUUUGGAAAAUUAAAAAAAAAAAACUAUUGCAUAUGUUGUAUCUUUCAAAAGCUGUUUUUAUGAGUUAACUUAUAUAUGUAUAUAUGUGUCUUAUACAGUCUAUGGUUAACUUACCAGCUAGCAUAAAUUCAUAAAAUCUGAUUCACUUUUACAUUCUGGAACCUAGCAAUGCACAGGUAAAUAAGUCAUGAAUAAACAAACAAACAGUAAUUCAUUCUUAUUUCUUUAUCACUGUUUCAUUAUUUGUUAGAAUCCUAUAUUCUUUAAACCUGUCAAUUAUUUAACUGGGCCAUAGGAGACCUUCAGCGGUGUCCUCUUUUGUAGACCAGUCGCCUACAUUUCCCAGAAUUCCACGCCAUUGUUUAUUUGGAGUGUAGCUCAGCUGCUCGGACGGAGCACCCGGCGCCCGGCCGCCCAGCUGUUCGGCGUAUUUUUGUAGCAAUGCAGCCCUUUCUGUCUGUAUUCCUUGGCACCAGGAUGAACUGCAUGUUUGGCUGAAUCGAAGCGGUUCACGGAGAACAAAAACGGUAACAUGAAAUGGAGAUCACUCGGGCCAGACCGUCCUUGUAUGGAGAAAUCGCUCAUGGUCUUGGAUUCUGGACGGACAGGUCAGCAGUGCAUGAGGCUGCUGCACAGGGCAGGGCCCUCCAGCUGCAGCAGCUGAUAGAGGGAGGUGCAGCAGUUAACAUCGUGGCUGUUGACUCCAUCACCCCGCUGCAUGAGGCAUGUAUACAGGGACAGACCCAAUGUGUCAGACUGCUGUUGGACGCUGGUGCACAGGUGGAUGCUCGUAACAUCGAUGGUAGCACUCCACUGUGUGAUGCCUGCGCAGCCGGUAGCCUUGAAUGUGUUAAGCUUCUGUUGGAGUAUGGAGCAACAGUUAACCCUCCACUGUUUACCUUCUCACCUCUUCAUGAGGCAUGCAUGGGAGGUAAUUCGGAUUGUGUUCAGCUCAUGAUUGAUCAAGGAGCCUUCAUGGAGGCCCAUGACUGCCACUAUGGGACACCGCUUCAUGUAGCCUGUGCCAGGCAACACUAUGACUGCGCCAGAGUUCUCCUCAUUGCAGGGGCAAAUGUCAAUGCUGCCAAGCUACAUGAGACUGCCCUUCAUCAUGCAGCCAAAACAAAGAACGUUGACUUGGCUGAGCUACUUGUGGAAUUUGGGGGUAAUGUGUAUGCCAGGGAUAACCUGAACAAAAAACCUAUCCACUACACCAGUCCAGGAUCUCCCUGUUACCUCUGCCUUGAGUUCUAUGAGAAUACUCCCCUCAGUCUACAGCAGAUCAGCCGAGUGGCUGUGAGGAGGGCCCUUGGCACAAGAGCACGUGAAGUCGUUUCCAAGCUGGGUUUGCCUAAUCGCAUGAUAAGUUUUCUUUCUUAUAUGCCACCUCCAGUUAUUGAAAUUUAAUCCCUAUGAGAAACUUAAGAUCCAGCUCUAAGAGGUUAAAUCUAGACCUGUUAUAUCUUCUGACUCGGUGGAUCUCUCUCCAGAAAGAAACAGGAUGACGGGACAGGACAGGAUGUUAAAGUGGGCAGAAGCACAGCACACAGGAAAUAUCUGAACACUGUCAGACUAGUAGGAUGCAGAUUUCAUUAGAUUAAAUAAGCAGAUUAUUGAAAUGUUAUUGACCAAACUGGAAAUGGCUUAAUUUUCUCAUUCGCUUAAUGCUACAUUAAUAGAUUUUUUUGUCUACAAGGGAACAGAAAGACAAUUCUGAUGUACCACUGGCUUAUCAAGAUAUUGUGGCUAAUCUGUUAGCAAACAAUUGCCCCCAUCCAGCAUCAUCAGGAUCUCACCGGAGUCACGCUUUCUGGCCACUAAACGUUAAGUUCAGUAUUUACUCACUCUUCCCCUCUGGUCUGGUCCAGCAGCUCUCCAGAGAAAUCUCUUCACCAGUCUUUUCCUUUUCUUCAACUCUGCUGUUUCAUGCUUGGCAGGUAGUGGGAAAAUGGCUGCUUGUGGUGGUAAAGAGAGGUAAGACUCAUCCAAACAGUCUGUGUGAAGGCUUUAAGACGGUAACAGCUAGCCAUUAAAGGCCAUGCACACCAGUGGUAAACCUACACAGGUGAUUUCAAUCAUUCUGACUGAUCAGAUCACCUCUCAGGUGUGGGAAAGAACAGACUGUCCACCAAGCACAGAUUCUCCUCUUAGCUUUUUGCACCUGUUAUGGUUGGACAAACUACACUUUUACCAUGCUUAUUAGUACACAAAGUACCCUCACGUAAUUCCCACCAUAGCUCAGCACACCUUCAAUCCGAGCAGAAGUAUAAUUGGCCACAAUGACUGAACCCACCUUGAGCUGUCUGUUCUCAGAGGCUUUGGCAACACAACCUACCAGUUCACAUUACUUGGAGUCAUUUGGGUCUCUGUACGUGUCAGUAUUUUUUUUAAGCUAAAUGGAGCUUGAAGUCAGUAAAUGUGAACUUGGCUUGCUCACCAUGACCAAAUAAAUGUGAAUCUAAGUGUGAUUUCAUCAUAGAUCCUGUUAUACUUUUGUUUAACCUUGGGGGCAUAUAAGGUGGUUUGAAUAGGAUUUUAUCAUUGUAUUUAUUUGUAUAUAUAUUCUGUGACUAUUUAUUUGUAAUGUAAAUUUGUAAAUAAUACAGAUGGUUCUACCUCUAUUAAAUUUGUGUAAAUAAAUAGACCAAAA